UCCAGAGGUGCUGGGCUUUCUGACAGCCAUCGGACUCUUCAUCAUCCUCAUGACCUUCCUCUUCUGGUAUCUCAACAACACGCUGGUUCUGGAGAACCCAGGGAGCCUUCAGGGCCUCGAUGACUUCAGGAAAAACUCAGAGCUGCCAGACAAAGCGUCCUCUGAUGCUGACCUGCUGGACUCGUCCUCAGACAGUGAGGACGAGCUGAUGGGUCAGUAUCAGGAAGCGGUCAGCCGCUCGCAGGGUCUGCGCGUUGGAGCCACGGCCGCCUGCAACGGCAAACACCUUGGAGGGUUCAGAUGGGAAGGCCGCCAAAAGUACAGCCCUCUGACUGCAGGUUAUGAUGGAUACAGCAGCGAGGCGUCUGCAGAUGAUGCAGCCAACUGCAUCCAGAGGAUGAGGAGGACACCGCCCUUGGAUGAGCUCCAGCCGCCUCCCUAUCAGGAUGAGAACGGUUCUCCCAGGAUGUCCUGCACUCUGUCCGAUCUGAGCGACGCCAAAUGCGAUGUGUCCGUGACCAGCGGCAGUCCACACUUGUCCUUUGGAAAGUGUCUCAGUGACGGCAGUGAUGACCAAGAGAGCGAAGGUUACUUCAAUAAAGGCUAUGAAGAAGACGUCCCCAGCGACAGCACGGCUGUCCUAAGCCCAGAGGACUUAUCUGCUCGUGGGUCGAAUGUUCACUUCCCAAAGGGCUACGAACCCGACGGCAUGGCUAAGUACGGCACCUUGGACAUUGUGUUUGACUACGACUCAGAGGAGCAGCAGCUCACCGUCACCAUCAUGGCCGUGACCGACCUGCCCUCCAUCAAACGCACCGGGAACAUUUCCUGGCAGGUCCACCUGGUUCUGCUGCCCACCAAGAAACAGAGGGCAAAGACGGGGAUCCAGCGGGGCCCCUGCCCCAUCUUCACAGAGGCCUUUCGUUUCAGCCACGUGGAGUCGGAGAUGAUCGGAAACUACGCCAUCCAAUUCCGUCUGUACAGCAUCCGGCGGAUGAAGAAGGAGAAGGUGUUUGGAGAGAAGGUGUUCUACCUGACCAAGCUCAACCUGCAGGGCAAAGUUUCUGUGCCAGUCAUCCUGGAGCCAUGCUGUGCACUGCCGGGUGGUGAAUCCCAGCUCAGCCUCUCUGAUCUGACCUGCAGCGAAAGCGCCUCAUCUUUCCCGUCUGUCAGUCAGACUUCUGCUCCAGAGAUCCUUGUGGGCCUGGUGUACAACGCAACCACGGGCCGCCUCUCUGUGGAGAUCAUCAAAGGCAUCCAUUUUAAGAACCUCGCUGCAAACAAGCCACCCAAUACCUAUGUGAAGUUGACCCUACUCAACUCCAUGGGCCAUGAGAUGUCCAAGUGCAAGACGUCCAUCUGCAGAGGUCAGCCCAACCCCACCUACAAAGAGACCUUCAUCUUCCAGGUGGCCCUGUUCCAGCUGUCCGACGUCACGCUCAUCCUCUCCGUCUACAACAAGCGCAGCAUGAAGCGGAAGGAGAUGAUUGGCUGGAUCUCUCUGGGUCUCAACAGCUCCGGGGAGGAGGAGCUGACUCACUGGACCCAGAUGAAGGAGUCCAAAGGACAGCAGGUCUGCCGCUGGCACAGCUUGCUGGAGUCCUAACUGUCACAAGGGGGGAGGUUAUGAGGUAGAAGAAUGCUUUGGCUGUUCAGCGUCAUGCUUUUAUCGCCUAGUUUCUAAAAUUCCUGACAGCCAAACUUCGGAUCAAUCAGCAGAGUCCAGAAAGGAAUCACAGAGCCUCCUAGUGAUCCGCUGAUAGGAUCCUCACCAGAAAACCGGAUCCUCCCUACAAACAUAUUCUUCCACACCUUUUUAAAGAUAUUUUUAUUCUCUUGUGAAUGAAAAUAAGACUUAAUCUUAAUCCACAGCCUGAAUCUGGGAGGACCUUCUGAUCCAGGCCCUUCCUCCACGUCCUGCCUUGGACAGCAGGGUUUCCCAAAGUGGAGAUCCAGAGGGUCAGAUUGGACCCGAUCGUCUAUGACUGAUCUAAAAACUACAGGAUUAUUGAUUAAGGUUAAAAUAAACAUUGCAGCUGCUGAUGUUGUUUGUUUAAUUAGCUUCUAAACAGGCAACAACUGCUGCAGCUCUGCUCUGCUGACGACCGGGUGAGCAUCAAGGUAUCAAUGCUGCAGUCCUUCAACAAAAACCCAACCUCUCCCAUAGUCUCAGAAAGUACAAACAACAGUACGAAUAUCAUUACGAACAACAGAACGAACAUCAUUACAAACAUCAGUACGAACAUCAUUACAAACAUCAGUACGAACAUCAGUACGAACAUCUGUACGAACAUCUGUACGAACAACAGUACGAACAACAGUACCAACGACAUUACGAACAUCAGUACGAACAACAGUACGAACGACAGUACGAACAUCAGUACGAACAACAGUACCAACAACAGUACCAACGACAUUACGAACAUCAGUACAAACAACAUUACGAACAUCAGUACGAACAACAGUACGAACGACAGUACGAACAACAUUACGAA
Molecule: messenger RNA, 2495 nt
Organism: Cyprinodon tularosa
Lineage: Eukaryota; Metazoa; Chordata; Actinopteri; Cyprinodontiformes; Cyprinodontidae
Gene: syt14a
Product: synaptotagmin XIVa
Exons: 6
Coding region: 50-1606 (518 amino acids)
Source: RefSeq, a predicted model, not a curated record